Molecule: messenger RNA, 420 nt
Organism: Trichomonas vaginalis G3
Lineage: Eukaryota; Parabasalia; Trichomonadida; Trichomonadidae
Product: MULE transposase domain-containing protein
Exons: 1
Coding region: 1-420 (139 amino acids)
Source: RefSeq, a predicted model, not a curated record
AUGGGCCAUAUUGUUCACCCAAAACGGAAAACAAAGGCAAUACAUAACAUUUUACUCCACGAACGUCGUCGACUCUCAGCGCGACAGAUGCUUAGUGCUUGCAUAAUGACCGGAAUGCCAUAUACAAAAGGUGCUCGCUUUCUUUCUCUUUGUGGAACUAAGCCCCCUGUGAAGAGUGGUGUCAUGAGACAACAGAGAUUUUGUGACGAUAAGAUUAGAAGACUUAAAAGUAUUUCCCUAAUGCUGUCGAGAAAGUCCUUCAGUGGUUACUUAUCCAUUGAUGCAAGAUGGACGCACAGGCGAAACUCGCCAAGUUGUACAGUAACUGCGCUCGAAGUUAGUAUACAUAUCAUGGGUACGGAGGCACUGCGCGCCUCCUUACCCAUUAUAUGUGAAUUUGACACUUUACGAAACCGUUAA